This is a messenger RNA of Octodon degus (degu), 5633 nucleotides long. RefSeq names its product transmembrane protein 164 (gene Tmem164). The record is from RefSeq and is a predicted model, not a curated record. Lineage: Eukaryota; Metazoa; Chordata; Mammalia; Rodentia; Octodontidae. The transcript is spliced from 7 exons. Bases 442 to 1332 code for a protein of 296 amino acids.
AGCGAGGCUUCCAGGAGGAGGCGAAUUCAGUACAUGCUUGUGAAGGAGGGCUGAUGUGCACCCGUGCAGGCUCCACAAACGCAGAAGACUAGGCAGGCUGGGAGGAGGAGGAAGGGGGCGGAGAUUGAGCCACAGGAGAGGCGGAGAACCCAGAUGAGGCACCGUAGAUUGGCCAACGGCUCCUUUCAACCCUGCCUCGUUGGUGGCCACUGGAGAAGCGCGGGGGGCUCCCCAGGCAGCCGUGGGGACAAGUUAGAGCCAGCACUUUACCCCGGGCCUCGCGUGUAGCUUCCUGUCCCCCGUUCUAGGUGCCCCAGUGUCUGGAGGGGGGUGUGGGAGUGUUCCCUCCUUACAUGUUCUACCACCCAGGCAACCCUCUGGGGUCCUGUUCCACCUCGCUCUUGCUUCCUGCACAGUGGUCAAGAGGAACCACUUUAUAUCAUGUCCCGGUACAGCUACCAAAGUCUCCUGGACUGGCUCUAUGGGGGCGUGGACCCCAGUUUCGCAGGCAAUGGGGGCCCGGACUGUGCUGCCUUCCUCUCUUGGCAGCAGCGGCUGCUGGAAAGUGUGGUGGUCCUGACCCUGGCCCUGUUGGAGAUCCUGGUGGCCCUGCGGUUCAUCCUGAGGCAGACGGAGAAUGGUAGGGGUGGCCGUGGCAGCCAGCCACAGCAGGUGACCCAGCGGCCAGAGGAAGGCAAGGAGAGCCUGAGCAAGAAUCUGCUCUUAGUAGCCCUGUGCCUGACCUUCGGGGUGGAGGUGGGCUUUAAGUUCGCCACCAGGACCGUCAUCUACCUGCUCAACCCCUGUCAUCUGGUCACCAUGAUGCAUAUCUUCCUCUUGGCCUGUCCUCCAUGUCCAGGAGCUAUCGUGGUCUUUAAGUUGCAAAUGCACAUGUUGAAUGGAGCUCUUUUGGCACUACUGUUUCCUGUGGUAAAUACCCGGCUGCUCCCCUUUGAACUGGAGAUCUACUACAUUCAACAUGUCAUGCUCUAUGUGGUGCCCAUGUACCUGCUUUGGAAAGGAGGUGCUUAUACUCCAGAGCCCCUCAGCAAUUUCCGGUGGGCUCUUCUCUCAACUGGCCUCAUGUUCUUCUAUCACUUCAGCAUCCUGCAGAUUCUCGGCCUGGUCACCGAAGUGAAUUUGAACAACAUGCUGUGUCCGGCCAUCUCAGACCCAUUCUACGGCCCCUGGUAUCGCAUCUGGGCCUCGGGACACCAGACUCUCAUGACCAUGACCCACGGGAAGCUGGUCAUCCUGUUCUCAUACAUGGCUGGGCCCUUGUGUAAAUAUCUGCUGGAUUUGCUCCGGCUUCCAGCAAAGAAAAUAGACUGAAGGUGCUUGGGUUUUUUCUCUCUCUCCCUGAGGAAGCAAGCCCUGACUUGACUUGGAGAACACCCAGUUCUUGAUGAAAUCAUGGGAGAGGACACUAGAUGUUUGGUGUAUUUCUUUUUUCCUCCUCGCUGUCCCUUUUUUCCACCACUCUUCCUCAGCUCCUCCCCCCAGGAUGUCUCCUUGUGCCCGGGGUGUGGUGCUGAGGCAGGAUCUUUCCUCCUUCCCUCCCCUGGCUCUUUCUCCCCCACUCCUAGUGGCCUUAUCUAGGGAGAUGGUAGUCAGCAGCCCUCUUGCUCUGCUUGUCGGUGCUUUUAACAACAGCUGGUUGAGGAGACAGGGAACAACAAACAGUAGUUUUGCCAGUGUCAUAGCAAAGAAACUGGGUUGUGUUACAUUUCUGUACUGCCAGGGACCUUCAUGCUCAUGUGCAAAUCCCCUUUUGUCUCCAGCACAACUCCCACUGUAAGGGGACUUGAGGCCUUGUUCUCUACCAGCAGCAAGACCAGAGUCAAGGGAUUUCCCUGCUCAAGGCCAAAAUAGAAGCAGCCACAUUCUUCCAACUAGUGUCAUGACUCAAAACAGGGAGCCACCCAACCACUCCCUCCAGGAUGCUGCCUGGGCAGGAGGUGAAAGCGCAGCCCCAGCCUAAGGGUGAGAUCCACUGAGCUGGUUGGAAAACUGUUGCAGUGGUGAAUCCAGAGGGAGGAGGGUGAAAGUCUAUAAAGUAUCAAGCAGGACCCUGUGCAGACUGCCAAGGAGAGCUGAGAAUGUAUCCACGACCCGAUUAAGGAAAUAAUCAGUGAAAGGGUAACUUGAGGAAUCUGUGAUUGGAACCAUGUUCCAUGUUCACAGUGAUAAUAGAUCCCAUUCUAAUCUGCAGUGCUCCUUCAGCAUGUUCUCCUUUGUCUCUCUGUCUCUGCCUCUCUCUAAAGCAGCUUCAGGAAGAAUGAGCUUCCAGCAGUUUGCAAUUGUUUUGCUUUACAUUUUGUUUGGUUUUGGAUGUUUGAAUUAGGAAAGCCCUUGCAACAGGGCCCAUUUCUACAAGUCCCCUGAGAUCCAUUUCUGGAGUUUACAGUAUACAGCCACAUCCUGGUCUGGGAAGCUGCAGCUCUUGCCAAACAUUGUUUCCCUCGGGCCAGGUUUCUUCAGUGCAGCCAGAUUCCAUGCUGAAUUGUGUCACAUGGUGGGGGACAUUGCAUGCUUCCCACCCUGCCCAUCCUCAGAGCCCAUGCCUAGCUUGAGAGGGAGAAUCCAAGGGAUCAGGUUCCCAAAGGUGGAGGGUAAAGUGCUGCAGAAGGAUGAGCUUUUAAGCGAAGUCCCAUGUCACAUCAUGUGUAACCUCAAGAAGGAAGCAGUAGCUGGAGGUUUGUUGAUUCUCUGCUGCUUGCUACUAGGAGCAGAUUUGCUUCGAACCAGAAAUGCUCAUCCAGUGACUUCCUUCAGUGAGCGUCCUCUGCCCUCCACCGCUCUGGACAACUCUUUUGCCCUGAACCAAUACCAGUAUUGCAGGUUUAGUCAUAUUAGACACAGACUGAGCUCCAGUGGCUUAGCAGUCAUGAUUUUAGCAAAGGUAAAACUUGGAGGCGGGAGUACGUGAGAAAGUUUCUCUUAAGUAUACAAGCACCUGAAGAAGCAGCCCUGGGAGGCACUGCCUUUUGGCAGGGCCUGCUGGGAUUGAGGUAGUCAAGUGGAGGAGGGCACAGGGAACCAGCAGGGAGAACAUUCAGUGCCCUUGCUCCUCUUAGGUCUUUAUAACAUGUAACCUUUGUUUUCUGAACUCCUUGGUUGCUGGCCCAAGCUUCUUAGGCCUCUCAUGCUAGGGUUGCCCUCCAGCACAAGCACCUGAGCAGUUGGAUUCACCUUGCUGUGUGUUAGGCUGCUUCCUGUAGGAGUGGCUGGUGAGGAAAUAUACAAGGCCUCCAUACCCCUUUGCCUCUCUACAAAAGUAAAGUGUGGAAAGAAGGCAUGGGAAGAGCUCCUAGGGACCUGACCUGGCCACUACGAGAAAAUGGAGCUGCUGCAGGCAGAUCUGUGCCUCAGCCAGGGACCAGCUGUGGAUACCACAGUGGUGUGACUGUAGGUACCUUCUUCCUUUCUGUCCCUGACACGGCACAGAUUGCAGUCAUUUUGGGGUUUCCCUGCAUUGGCAUGUUUCCAGAAGCUUGCCUCUGCCCUGCAUGCCACUCAAUACUCUGUUUUGGCAAGAGAGAUGAAAGUGAAAGCCAUGAAUGAACCUGGUAUGGCCAGGCCAGAGACAGAUGUACCUGUGAGGGAAAGAGCGAACUGGAGGGCAGGUGCAGGGGCCCAGGCUAACUCACAAACCUGGGGGUUGAAUGAACAGAUGCCAAGGCCCUUUCACAGGCUCCACAAAAAAAUUCUGGUGUAGAUUUAGGGAAAAGCAAGCAUGUGAGUUUCUCUGUCUCUCUUUCUUGCCUUAUCCAAGCCCACAUAGUGACAGGCAAUCUGGCCAGACUCAUAGCAGCCUGCCUUGAGAGUGGCCCUCAUAGCUGUCUAGCCUCCAGCCUGCCACUGGCCCUGGUACAGUACCAAGGAAGAAGCUGAAGUUUGCACAUCCAGGGACCAGUGGACCCUGGCUUUCCAGUUUCUCCUGAGGGCUUUCCUGUUAGUGCUGAGAGGACUCCCCAGCCGCUCUGGCCAAUUGCUGCCUGCCAUCUGCCAGUGUAUGGAAGCUCUAUGUAUGUGUGAGAGUGCAUCUCAAGAGUGGCCAGUUCCCUUUCAGAAAGCCCCAGGAAGGGAAAGGAGCAGUUCCUCAGGCCACAGGCAGCUAUGAUGAAGGGUCUAAGUCAAUGAGAACAGUCUGUUGAGCUGGCAAACUUGCAGCAUCCACUGUGAAAAGCGGAGUACCAGAGGGUACUCUAAAUAGUUUAAGUUCUCCCUCACUCUCAGUAUUUGAUUUUGGACACCAAAGAUCAGGCCCAGCUUCCUCUCAGAGGCACAGUGACAUGCUCCUCUGACAGCCUGAGGGCACCACAGGGGGUUCCAAAGCCUCGAACUCCAUCUCCCUAAGUCAGCAUGCUCUUUCUUCUUGGACCUCCUGGUAAUCAGAAAAGCUGUUUGCAGGGCCAUUGGGCUCAGCAGGCAGUUAGCACACACUACUGUACAGAACCUCAGCCUAGCUGUCAGAUCAUCUGUUUUGCUAUAGGCUCUGUCAGGGUUUUGAUAUAUGUGACCACCACAUCCCACAAAUAAUCCAGUGUCAACAGGUCCCCACGAUCUCCACCACGGCAGGCAAUGCGCUAGUACUCAGGGGGCAGCCAAGGGGCCCUAUCUCCCUCCGUCUACCACAAAUAUUUCCUCGAUUUGGGGACAUUGAUUUACCAUCACUUAUUCUUUUCAGAAGAGGAGUUUCCUAAUGGUUUCUAGUAAAGGAGAGAUGGUGGUGGAGAACCAAGGGCCAUGUGUGACACGGUAGGACAAGACAGUGGUGCUGGUUGUGGUUUGUCAGAAACAGGCAUGUGUGAGGGAUUUCUGCAGGCCCUUCAGAGUCCUUGGCAAGGCCCAGGCCAUGCAGGGGCCCUCUGGGCUGCUCCUGCCCUGCAUGCCCUUGAGGACCCCCAAAGGGCCACUGGACGCUCAGUGCACUUUUGCCCUGGGAGCAGUGUGGCCGUACAGCCUUGAGUUGCCAAGGUGGGCUGUCAGCAAGAGGGGGCAAUCCUUCUCCUGUGUAAAUAGAAUGAGCCCCUAUGUGCUCAGGAAAACCCAGCUGCUUGCUGUUGCCCUUAGCUGGGGCAUUUUUGCAUACUGGUUUGCUACUCGUAGCACUAAGCAGACAAAAGCCCCAUGAAAAACAAAACCAAAUUCAUUUCACACCAGGGUGUUUUGGGAAUUCUUGCUUUUUUGAUGUCAGUAUUGUGUUAUAUUUCAAAUCCUUUUUCAUUUCUGUUGGUGUUGCUGUAGUGAAGAGAAGAGGAUGGGCUGGUGUGUAAUUAUUUCUGCCCAGACAUUGGCAAAGGCCUCUGCCCCGCUUAUCUGCCCCAUCCUUCCUUAUUCCAAGCUAUGAUUGCUAUGCGCUGGGCUGAGCCCUGACUCCCCCCACCAACCACUCCGACCACGCAGCAGCCCCCUUACGAACCAGUUUUUCUAAUGCCUCUAAUCAGCAGCAGGGUGAACCUCUUUGUCAGGCUGGUUCUGGGGUGCUCUGUGCCCCCCUCCCACAGGUUUUCUCACCUCUUGGGGUGUUUUGUAAUCUGUUUUCUCUGUUUUGUAAAACCUUUUGAUUGUACUGAAAUGAUUUCUGCAGUCACCUUUGGAAAUAAAUGGCCCUUAAUUUGUGUACUCAG